Molecule: messenger RNA, 989 nt
Organism: Aphidius gifuensis
Lineage: Eukaryota; Metazoa; Arthropoda; Insecta; Hymenoptera; Braconidae
Product: peptidyl-prolyl cis-trans isomerase-like
Exons: 4
Coding region: 1-870 (289 amino acids)
Biological process (GO): protein peptidyl-prolyl isomerization
Molecular function (GO): peptidyl-prolyl cis-trans isomerase activity
Source: RefSeq, a predicted model, not a curated record
AUGAGCAAAGAAAAUAAAAAAUGUGUUAAAAUAAUGAAUGUAGAAACGAAAAUUGAUUGCCAACCACCAAAAAUAUCAUUAGAUACUUAUUAUGAUCCAGGUAAAUUAGAGAGAAAUGCAAGAAGAGUUUUGGAAAUUGAUAAAGAAAAUAUGGAAUUAUUAAAACGUUUAUAUAUAAUCAGUCUAUCAAGGGGAAGAUUUGGAAGAGUUACGAGUGACAAUAAAGAUAAUGUUCAACCUGAUGUCAAUAAAAAUUCAGAAUAUGAAAAAAUUCGUAAAGAAAAUAUGGAAAUUUACAAAAGUCUUGAAAAAGUUGUUCCAAAAGUUGUAUCAUUUUUUCCAGAUAAAAAAAAUAAAAAGAGAAAUAAAAUAAUUGGACUACGUCCACGUUGUUUUUUUGAAAUUUAUAAUACAAAUAGACAACAAAAUUUGGGAGCUAUUGAGAUUGAGCUUUACACUGAUAUUGUACCAAAUAUUUGUGAAAAAUUUAAAUCAUUAUGUUUAGGAGUUGAUAAUUAUUCUUUAAAAGGUGCAGUAUUUUAUAAAAUAAUUUACGGAUAUUUGUGUCAAUUCAAGUGUGAUUUAUCAGUUGAUAAAAUUGAUAAUAAAUCAUUGAAUGAAGAAAUGAUUGAAAAUAAUAAAUUACUACAAAAACACAGUGGGCCUGGAAUACUUUCUUUUUGUAAAAAUGAUUCAAAAAUUUUUAUAUUUAAUUUGACAUUUAAAAAGUUGGAAAUAUUAGAUGAAAAGAAUAUUGUUUUUGGAAAAGUUGUUCGAGCUAUUUCCAAUAUUUACAAGAUUGAAGCUGUUGGAACUAAAGUGGGAAAACCUCGUGAAAAAAUAAUAAUAAAAAAUUGUGGAAUUAGAUAAAUAAAAUGUAAGAAAAAAUUAUUUAUAUUUUUUGUUUUUUAUGAUACUAUAUAAUCUAAAAUUGAUGAUUACAAUUCAAUAAAUAUUUAGUUAUUUAUUUUUAAUUUAAAUAUAAAUCA